Messenger RNA from Phaeodactylum tricornutum CCAP 1055/1, 891 nucleotides. RefSeq lists its product with no specific name. The transcript has a single exon. The annotation marks the transcript as partial. Gene Ontology annotation, cellular component: Golgi membrane; endoplasmic reticulum membrane. Gene Ontology annotation, biological process: transmembrane transport. Lineage: Eukaryota; Bacillariophyta; Bacillariophyceae; Surirellales; Neidiaceae. Gene Ontology annotation, molecular function: 3'-phosphoadenosine 5'-phosphosulfate transmembrane transporter activity. The record is from RefSeq and is a predicted model, not a curated record.
AUGGGUUUACAACUAUCCUACUUGACCUGGGGCUACAUGCAGGAGCUCAUUAUGACAACUACGUUUACCCCUACUCCCCGUGUUCCUAGCGGUAAAUUCCCGUCUGCUGCGUUUUGUGUCUUUUCCAACCGAUUUCUAGCGGUGAUCGUCGCCUUGUUGGCAGUCCGCUACAAGCACGGAGCCUUUUUCGCCAACAAUACGGCCCCACUGUGGGCCUUUACGCCCUGCGCGCUUAGCAACACGUUGAGCAGCUGGUCGCAGUAUGCCUCCCUCAAGUACGUUUCCUUUCCGGUCCAGACAGUUUUCAAAAGCUCCAAGAUCAUUCCCGUCAUGGUCAUGGGCAAGGUUCUCAAAGGAACGUCGUAUCCGAUGAAUCAAUACUUUGAAGCUUUGUUGAUUACUAUUGGUGUCGCCAUAUUUUCCAUAAUGUCCAAAUCUAGCGACAAAGCCGAAGCUUCCACUGAGAUUCUGGGCCUCAUUUUCCUGCUCAUUUAUAUUUGUUUCGACUCCUUUACGUCACAAUGGCAAGACAAGGUCUACACGCAGUAUGGACGAGUUAACGUGGAUCCAUACCAGAUGAUGCUGGGCGUUAACGUGUCGGCCAUUUGUAUCACAACCGCUGGUCUGAUUGUGACGGGAGACAUCCCCGUUGUCUUCGAAUUCCUCGUGGCCAAUCCUGAAGCGUUUCGCUACAACAUCAUCACCGCCAUUACUUCAGCGUCGGGGCAGCUUUGCAUUUUCUACACCAUCAAGGAGUUUGGACCGAUUGUUUUCACUAUCAUCAUGACAACGCGACAAAUGCUUUCUAUUUGCAUUUCCGCGAUGUUGUUUGGGCAUCAGAUUUCCCUCAAAGCAGCAUCGGGUGCUGCGGUGGUAUUUGGUGUUUUGUUU